Molecule: messenger RNA, 357 nt
Organism: Phytophthora infestans T30-4
Lineage: Eukaryota; Oomycota; Peronosporomycetes; Peronosporales; Peronosporaceae
Product: avr2 family secreted RxLR effector peptide protein, putative
Exons: 1
Coding region: 1-357 (118 amino acids)
Source: RefSeq, a predicted model, not a curated record
AUGCGCCUGACAUACAUCCUAGCGACGAUGACUGCAGCCACUCUCCACCUCGGUACCUCUGCGCUUCCUGCUGUCACGGAGCCCAAGCCAAUUACCGAGAAUGGGGCGUCGUUUGACGUUGUCGCGUCAGCCCCUUUGGAUGGCGGCAGAUUCCUUCGGCGUGUCGACAACGAUCGAGAUGACAGUGAGGAAGAGAGGACCAUCGGUAACGCUAUUUUGGAAGCUGCGAAGAAGCUGGAUCCCGUUGAAGCCGUGAAAAAGGCAAAAGAAGCUGCAAAACGCAAGAAGUCUAUCCUCGAAACGAUGAAGCUACAGGCGUGGCUCGAAAAAAUGAGAGAGACGAUCAUGAAGGACUAA